Messenger RNA from Myiozetetes cayanensis, 4617 nucleotides. RefSeq names its product NHL repeat containing E3 ubiquitin protein ligase 1 (gene NHLRC1). The coding region runs from base 4 to 1161 and encodes 385 amino acids. The transcript has a single exon. Lineage: Eukaryota; Metazoa; Chordata; Aves; Passeriformes; Tyrannidae. Gene Ontology annotation, molecular function: translation repressor activity; ubiquitin protein ligase activity; protein binding. The record is from RefSeq and is a predicted model, not a curated record. Gene Ontology annotation, biological process: proteasome-mediated ubiquitin-dependent protein catabolic process; protein polyubiquitination; negative regulation of translation.
GGGAUGGCGGCGGAGGACGAGGCGGAGCUCAGCCUGCUGGAGUGCCGGGUGUGCUUCGAGCCGUACGGCCCCGACGGGCAGCGGCGGCCGCGCAACCUGCCCUGCGGGCACGUCCUGUGCGGGGGCUGCGUGGGGGCGCUGGGCCAGCGGCGCCUGGAGUGCCCCUUCUGCCGGCGGCCCUGCGGCCCCGCCGAGACCAGCGACUGCCGCCCGCUGCUGCAGCUGCUGGAGCUCCUGGGCCCCGCCGGCCGCCUCGCCGGGGCCCUGGGCGGGAGCGCCGGCCGAGGGGCGGCCGCGCCGGCCCCCGCGGGGCUCGGUCUGCGGCUGUGCCUGGGCGGCUGGGGGUCGCUGGUGAACCCCACCGGGGUGGCGGCCUGCCGCGGCACGGGGCGCCUGGCCGUGGCACACGACGGCAAGAAGAGGAUCCACGUCUUCGGGCCCAGCGGGUUGUGCCUGCAGCGGUUCGGGGAGCGGGGGGACGCGGGCAACGACGUGAAGUACCCGCUCGAUGUGACGGUCACGUCGGACGGGCACGUGGUGGUCACCGACGGCGGGGACCGCUCCGUGAAGGCCUUCGAUUUCGAGGGAAGGGGGGUCCUGGCGGUCCGGGAAGGCUUCCGUUUGCCCUGGGGCUUGGAUGCCACCCCCAAGAGUGAAGUCAUCGUGGCCGACUCGGAGGCAGGCGCUCUGUACCGCCUGACGGCCGACUUCGGAAGGGGGGAACUGAAGAAGUGUCAGAUGAUCCGGGCUCAGCUCGUCAGCCCCAGAGCGGUCGCGGUCUGCCAGACCUCGGGGGCUGUCGCGGUAAUAGAGCACCUGAAAGCUCAAGGACUGAACAAGGACAAGGGCAGCACCCGAGUGAAGAUAUUCAGUGCGGAGAUGGAUCUCAUCGGCCAGGUGGAUAGCUUCGGUCUGAACCUCGUUUUCAGCUCCCAAAUGUAUGCUACGGCUGUGACCUUUGACAAAGAAGGUCGUGUUAUAGUAACGGAUGUGUGUAGCCAGGCCGUAAUAUGCUUAGGGAAACCCGAGGAGUUUCCCAUGUUUAACCCUCUAAUUAGCCAAGGGCUUUUUUAUCCUGUCGGACUGACUUACAUAGCAAAUGAUUCGCUCGUCGUUUUAGACAGUGGUGAUCAUUCAAUAAAAAUAUUUAGCUCUACCUGAAUGGUUUAGAUGCUUACUGCUACAGGUUUAAGCUGCUUUUGGCCAUAAUGCAUGGAAAGUUCUGGUGCUUGUAGGCACAUAGAGAGGAGGUGGUUUCUGGGCUUUAUGGUGAAAUCACCCCCUGAGCAACAUGCUGUGCUUCCUGCAAAACUUAUGUUGGAUCUCAUGCCUACCUGUUGGGAGAAGACCUGGCUGUUGCUGGCUGUAGUCAACAAUUAAUCAACCAAACAAAUAAUUUGGCAUUUUAAAUCUAGCCCAUACCUUGAAAACUAAACGGUUUUGGUCCUUUUUGAUGAGUAAUGAAAGACCAGCACCUGUGAAAGUGAUGCAUCAUUCAUUUACAUUUCCCAGCACACAGUUUUCAUUGUUCUUAAUCAUAUAUACACUCGUGGGGUUGACAGAGCUUCUGUUUUCAGGAAUUCCAGCUUUCUUGCUUCCACAAGAAAAGAGUUUGGCUUGACAAAAUGAGAGGAGAAUUGGUAGCUUCCGUUCAAUGUUGCCUAAAUCCAGCUAAGAUCAUUGCAAUGGAGGAGCUACCACUGAUGAGUGAGUUAUGUGGUGUUCAAAGCCUAUUUUUUCUAUACCAGGAAAACACAUUUCUAGGAGGACCCUUCUCUCUACUAGUUUAGUCCCACCUUUAUUAGGGUUGUACUGGAGCACUCUGUCUUCCUCUAAAAUGCCCAAAUUGUCUUUACCUAAUCUGGUGUGUGGUUACACAGCAUGGGCAGCUUUCCCUAAAAGCUCCUUUGAAGUAAGGGUGUUUAAACCACAAAUCUCUUGCCUAUGUAAAUUUGAGUUGGCUGUGCUGCUAACACAACUGCACUUAGUAGGUUUUCAAUACUGCCUGCUCCUGUUUUGGCAUUAAUAUGAUGGUUUUGCACCCAAACUGGAGGAUUCAAGUGCAAAUUGAAAUGUUAGUGAGAAGUAAUAGAGAAAGAGGGAAGUUUUUUCCCUAGGUUCAAAAUGAGGUUUUGUUGAUUGUGAAUAUAUAGGAGGUUUAGAUCAGUUUAUAUUCUCUUGAAGACAGUUUCACUAUGGACACAAGUUCUGUUGCCUUGUGGAAAUUACAGUAUAUCUAAAUUAUGCUGAGAAGGAUUAACAUCCCCACUAGAAGUCACUGCUGCUAAAAUGAUUACUCAGACAGUGUUAAAAUGAAGUUAGAUAUAAAUGUGAAUGCUAUCUGAGAUAGAGACAAGUAGGUUAAAAUGUCAUAAAACUUUUGGAGUAAUUUAUUUAGUAGCUGAAAUCAUUAAUAUUAACUAAUGUAAUUGGAAACUCGGAGGCAAUCUUUCUAUCAGAAAAUUUUUUAUCUGACUUUUGGUCUGACUUCAGGGCAUUUAAUAACUGCAUGUAUUGCUGCACCAGUGAUUUACCAAAUACUUACCUUAAAUUGGAGCAGUUUAGUCCUCUCAUUCAGACAAUGUAUUAAUCUGUCUUUUGUUAACAUUUAUAUAAACAAAACAAAUCUGUUAAAUGCAGCUAUUUGUAAUGGCUAACUGAACAGUGACCUGCCACUAAAUCGUGAUUUGCUUAUUCCUAUAUUGGAAUAAUUUAGUGAAAAUUCCUCAUAUGUAUUCAUCAUGGGUUUUUCUGUUACAAUACAAUUUCUCUAUCACAGUUGCCCUGUAAAUGGUUUCUUUUUCUGUCUGGAAAUAUCCUGCUGCAGUUGUUGUAGGGCCAUUUGUUGCUACUGAAAAUUAUGUGGACCUGUAAACUUGGUCUUUCUCACCAUUCCCUACUGCCAUGCUGAUCAAUAAGUGCCUUUGGAAGAACCAGAAAUCCUCCUUGGCUAUUUUGCAGUAGGAGGUGUAUGGUCCUGAGCAGAAGCCCUGUUGAGAGAUCAGGAGGGAAAUUUACUCAGAGAAGCAUUCACUUGGAUUGUAUAUUCCUUUCUAGGUGCCAAGGAGAAGUCUGUCUUUGAGGGAUAUAGAACCAAUUAGAGAACACUUCCUUUAGGGAACUGCUGUGUGUCAAAAAGCAUGCAAUGCCAUCAGUGCCAUCAAUGCUGUAUUCAUACACAAUAGUUUGUUGCAGUAGCAAUUCCUCUGAAGCACGGGCUGUGAGCUUUUAUCUCCUUAAACCUUCAUGUGCACCAGAAGCUUGGUUUUGCUUCUGGCCUCAUCGAUGGGCAAAUUUCCUAGGAUCUACCGCCAUGUAGGCAACUUUGCAGUAGCUGAAAUGACGAUUUUUAAACAUUUGACUCACACUGUUUUAAAAUCUACAAAAACUCCCAUUGUUAGCCAUUGUGCUCCUGUCUGGUUUGGUAUAUGACUAGAAAUCACUUGAUUUUUUGGGUUUGUAAACAAAAUAAACCUUGUACCUUUAUUCUACCUAGUUUACUGGGUACCAUCUCCUGCAGUCUCUGCUUGACCUACCUACUGAAAGCAAAUGUAGACUUCUUCUCUGGAUGAUGCAGAUGUUUUCCUUUUACUAUAUAGCCUGUUGCUUAGUGUUGCACAGCCCUGCAUCAAAGGAACCAUUACGUUCCCUCUUAAUUCAUUUGAUGCAGGUGCCUAAAUUGAGAAGCCAUAAUGAACUGUUAUAAAACCAAAUAUUAAAAAUUUUGAGUUCUCUGUUGUCUAAAGGAAAAUGCAGCAGUAAAGCUGAAAACUUUCUUUUGACACAGAGGACAAUUUAAGAGAUAAUGAGAAAGAGAUCCACCAAUACGCUGAUAACAAACUAAAAAGUCUCUGACAUUUUUACUUACUCUUGCCCUUUCCUUUAUGUGUAUAUGUACAUUUCCCCUAUAGCUACUGCAGAUAUCCAUUGCCUUCAGGAUGACACCUUAAUGCCAUCUGCUUUUCAAAGGUUCAGGGGAAACUUAGUCCUGUGAAUCUGUUGGAAUUUAGUCAUAGAUUUCAGCAAAACAAAAACUUGUGUUGUGAGAGAGGGAGGGCAAAUGGCGAGGGGCCCAUGCUUGAACAGAUAUCCUUAGGUAGGUGAUGUUUUUGGGUUCUGACUGGUUGUACUUGGAAUGGGGAUAGAUAGAUGUGUGCUUACCUUUAGGAUAGAGUGGUGGCCAUUUCAUCUAGAAAGUAAUGUGGAGCUGUGUCUAGUCGCUUCGGUGAUAAUUACUGUUGAGUUUAGUUUUAAAAAACCACCACCUUUGCAUGACUCUCUGAACCUCAUGCUCUAGCCAUCUGGAUUAAAAACAAAUAAACAUAAUGGACAGUAUCCUUCUAAUGUAAUCUCUUCAGCCCCCUAGUAGAGAUUGCUGUGUCUGUUGUGCACACACACACUGCAAUUCCUAUUUGGUUUAUUUUUAAGCACUGAUCUCAGGUUGCUAUCACUGCAUACAAAUAUAUCAGGGUAUGUUUACAGUGUCAAGGAAUUAAAGGAGUCAGAAGAGUUUCAGAAAUGUGUAUUGAAAUGGUGUUCUGUAACGCAUAUAUUUUUUGGUUGGUUUGUGAAGAAAAUAAUUUUAGAUAAGGAAUAUAAUCUAUAUUUCAGAUUGAU